AUGCUCGGUGCCGCCGGCUUCAUCAUCCCGGAGGCCUUCAACAAAUUCGGUGCAAACUGUGGCCCCGAGGCCGUCUGGUCCAAGACCGGGGCGCUUCUUCUUGACGGGAGCACGCUGAACUACUUCGGGAAGAACAUCCCCAUCAAUCUUGUCGUUGCAGUCAUCGCUGAGAUAGUGCUCGUCGGAGGUGCAGAGUACUUCAGAAUCAUCAACGGACUGGAUUUGGAGGACAAGCUCCACCCUGGGGGACCAUUCGAUCCCUUGGGGCUGGCGAAUGAUCCCGACCAAGCCGCGCUUCUGAAGGUGAAGGAGAUCAAGAACGGGCGGGUGGCCAUGUUUGCCAUGCUCGGCUUCUUCCUGCAGGCCUAUGUCACCGGAGAAGGGCCGGUGGAGAACCUCACAAGACAUCUGAGUGACCCAUUCGGGAACAAUCUGCUCACUGUCAUCUCCGGAGCUGCUGAAAGAGCUCCAACUCUGUGACUCCCCAAAUCUUCUCAUCUUGUUCGCAUAGUAAACUGUCAUUUGAGACUUUGAAGUAAUUCCCAUUUCAAUGCAAACCUCCAUGAUUACAUCUCUCUUGUUUGCUUCAA
This is a messenger RNA of Musa acuminata subsp. malaccensis (wild Malaysian banana), 590 nucleotides long. RefSeq names its product chlorophyll a-b binding protein CP26, chloroplastic-like. Gene Ontology annotation, biological process: photosynthesis, light harvesting in photosystem I; response to light stimulus. Lineage: Eukaryota; Viridiplantae; Streptophyta; Magnoliopsida; Zingiberales; Musaceae. The record is from RefSeq and is a predicted model, not a curated record. Gene Ontology annotation, cellular component: chloroplast thylakoid membrane; plastoglobule; chloroplast envelope.